Molecule: messenger RNA, 4523 nt
Organism: Monomorium pharaonis (pharaoh ant)
Lineage: Eukaryota; Metazoa; Arthropoda; Insecta; Hymenoptera; Formicidae
Gene: ATPCL
Product: ATP-citrate synthase
Exons: 11
Coding region: 602-3868 (1088 amino acids)
Biological process (GO): tricarboxylic acid cycle; acetyl-CoA biosynthetic process; fatty acid biosynthetic process
Cellular component (GO): cytosol
Molecular function (GO): ATP citrate synthase activity
Source: RefSeq, a predicted model, not a curated record
UUUCACCGGUUUUGCAACAUGUGGCUGAGCGUUAUCAUGCUGCAAAAUUACUUUGUCGUGUCUCUGCUCGUAUAGCAGCCGUUUUUUCUUUAAUGCCCGGCUCAAACGCAUCAAUUAUAGUCGGUAGCGAUCUCCCGUAAUGAUUUUAUUCGGUUUGAGCAGCUCAUAAUAAAUUACACAGCUCAUAAUAAAUUACAGCUGAUCCCACCAAAUGCAGAGCAGAAGCUUAGAACCAUGGAUAUUCGGCUUUGCCGACGAUGUUGAUGCAUGGCCGGGCUUACACCACGAUUUUCUACGUUUAAGGUUAUCGUAGUGUAUCCACUUUUCAUCGCCAGUCACGAUACGAUGCAAGAAUCUUGUUCUUUUUUGCCAUUGAAGCAGCUGUUCACACGUGAAAAGACGCUGUUCGACGUUUCUCGGCUUCAACUAGUAUGGCACCCAAUGACCUUGCUUUUGAAUCAUUCCUAAUGCUUUCAAACGUUUCGAAACUGUUGUGAUCAACUCCUAAUGAUUCUGCAAGUUCAGCUAGCGUCUGACAUGAGUCUUCAUGAAGUAAUGCCUUCAAUUCUUUGUCUUCAAACUUUUUCGAAAUUUCUAGACAAUGGCAGCGAAGGCAAUUCGAGAAGCAACUGGAAAGGAUUUGAUUAAUCGUAAACUUCCCGUUGGGACAAAAACAGCAAAAUGUAGAUUUGUAUCUAUUACGGAAAACACAAAUUGGAUCGAUAUCAUCAACGAAUAUCCAUGGCUCAAAACGGAAAAAUUGGUUGUUAAACCGGAUCAAUUAAUUAAGCGACGAGGAAAACUCGGAUUAAUCAAAGUAAAUGCGGAUUUGGUCACGGUACAAAAAUGGAUUGAGCAGCACAUGAACAAGGAUCAACGCAUUGGAAAAACGAUCGGAAAAUUAAAAACAUUUAUAAUUGAGCCGUUUAUACCCCAUAAACCGGAAGAAGAAGCUUAUGUCUGUAUCUAUUCUCAUCGCAAAGCUGAUACAAUAUUAUUUCAUCACCAAGGAGGUAUUGAUAUUGGCGAUGUGGAUGCAAAAGCUUUAAAAUUAGAUAUACCAAUCGGUGGUCAGAUACCCGAUCGAUCUAUAUUGAUCAAUAGACUUUUGAUAAAUGUGAUGGACGAUAAAAAAAUGGUGAUCGCUGAAUGCAUAGAAUCUCUUUAUAAGCUCUACGUUAAUUUAUAUUUUACAUAUUUGGAGAUCAAUCCACUAGUGGUAACAGAUACUGCAAUUUAUAUUCUCGACCUUGCGGCCAAAUUAGACACGACGGCAGAUUUUAUAUGUAAACCAGAUUGGGGAGAAAUCGAUUAUCCACCGCCAUUUGGAAGAGAUGCUUAUCCAGAGGAAGCCUAUAUAGCUGACCUAGAUGCUAAAUCCGGCGCCAGUUUAAAGUUGACGAUUCUUAAUCCAAACGGUCGUAUAUGGACUAUGGUUGCUGGUGGUGGUGCAUCUGUGAUAUAUUCCGAUACAAUUUGUGACUUGGGAGCAGCUGAUGAAUUGGCCAAUUAUGGUGAAUAUUCUGGCGCUCCUAGUGAACAACAAACUUACGAAUAUGCAAAAACUAUAUUGAGUUUGAUGACAAAAGCAAAGCAUCCUGAUGGAAAAGUACUUAUCAUAGGAGGAGGAAUUGCUAAUUUUACAAAUGUAGCUGCAACAUUUAAAGGCAUUGUUAAAGCUCUUCAAGAAUAUCAGCCUAAAUUAGUGGAGCAUGAUAUAAGAAUUUUCGUAAGAAGAGCUGGACCUAAUUAUCAAGAGGGCUUAAGGAUUAUACGGGAAGUUGGUAGACGUUUAGGCAUUCCUGUUCAUGUAUUUGGUCCCGAAACGCAUAUGACAGCUAUAUGUGCAAUGGCACUAGGAAAGAAACCAAUUCCUGAUCCGGAAGCUCAGGAAUUCUCAACCGCGAAUUUUCUUUUACCAUCUGGACAAGAUGUUGGACCAUCGUGUACACCGUCUAAAAAUAACGUACAAUCAUCAUCAGAACAGUCCAAAUUAAAAACUGCAGAUGCGAUAGAUUCAAGCAAUGACAACAGACAACUUUUUAGCAAUAAAACGAAAUCUAUUAUUUGGGGUAUGCAAACAAGAGCAGUACAAAGUAUGUUGGAUUUUGAUUUUGUUUGUCGAAGAUCCGAGCCAUCCGUUGCCGCUAUUGUUUAUCCUUUUACUGGUGAUCACAAACAAAAAUUUUAUUGGGGUCACAAAGAGAUUCUUAUUCCUGUUUAUAAACAAAUGAAAGACGCUAUGGUUAAACAUACGGACGCAGACGUAAUGGUCACGUUUGCCUCUUUAAGAUCUGCUUAUGAAAGUACCAUGGAAACUUUACAAUUUCCGCAAAUCAGAACGAUUGCUAUAAUCGCGGAAGGUAUACCAGAAAAUAUGACUAGAAAAUUAAUUCUAGCAGCGCAACGAAAGAACGUGACUAUAAUUGGACCGGCAACUGUGGGAGGUGUAAAACCGGGCUGUUUUAAAAUCGGUAAUACUGGCGGAAUGAUGGAUAAUAUUCUACAUAGCAAAUUAUAUAGACCUGGCAGUGUUGCUUAUGUCUCUCGUUCCGGUGGCAUGUCAAAUGAAUUAAAUAAUAUAAUAUCUAAAGCUUCCAACGGCGUAUUAGAAGGUGUUGCUAUUGGUGGAGAUCGAUAUCCAGGAACUACUUUUAUGGAUCAUAUAAUACGUUAUCAAAAUAAUAUAGAUGUGAAAAUAAUCGUAUUACUCGGAGAAGUCGGCGGUGUCGAAGAAUACGAAGUAUGCGAAGCAUUAAAAACACAUGGAAUUACGAAGCCAUUGAUAGCUUGGUGCAUCGGUACUUGCGCCAGCAUGUUUAACUCUGAGGUGCAAUUUGGUCAUGCCGGCUCUAUCGCAAAUUCCAAUCUUGAAACGGCUUCUGUGAAAAAUGCGGCAUUGAAAGCUGCUGGUGCAUAUGUGCCAAAUAGUUUUGAUAAUCUUGGUGAGCUCAUACAAAUUGUUUAUGAAGAAUUGGUCAAAGAUGGCACAAUAGUACCGGAACCCGAAGUUCCAGUUCCAACAGUACCAAUGGAUUAUGGAUGGGCGAGGGAACUUGGUUUAAUACGUAAACCUGCAUCAUUUAUGACGUCAAUUUGUGAUGAACGUGGACAGGAAUUAUUAUACGCAGGCAUGCCUGUAACUGAAGUUCUGAAACAAAACGUAGGCAUUGGAGGCGUUGUCUCGCUUUUGUGGUUUCAACGUUGCUUACCUCCGACCUAUUGUAAAUUUCUUGAAAUGUCACUGAUGCUCACAGCUGACCAUGGCCCAGCUGUUUCUGGAGCUCAUAAUACUAUUGUUUGUGCACGUGCUGGAAAAGACCUGGUUAGCUCGCUCGUUUCAGGACUUCUAACAAUUGGAGAUCGUUUCGGUGGUGCCUUAGAUGGUGCAGCGCGUAUGUUUUCCGAAGCAUACGAUACUGGUUUACAUCCGCAAGAAUUUGUGAAUAACACACGUAAGAAGGGCGAACUAAUUAUGGGUAUUGGCCAUCGUGUCAAGUCAAUCAAUAAUCCAGAUAUGCGUGUAAAACUCAUCAAGGAAUUUGUAUUGGAAAAUUUCCCAGCAAAACCUUUAGUUGAAUAUGCCUUGGAAGUUGAAAAAAUAACAACUAGCAAGAAGCCUAAUUUAAUUCUUAAUGUGGAUGGUAUUAUUGCUUGUUCUUUUGUCGAUAUGCUACGAAAUAGCGGUAGUUUUACAAGAGAGGAGGCGCAAGAAUAUAUCGAAAUAGGAGCCAUUAAUAGCUUGUUCGUCCUUGGUCGAAGUAUAGGAUUUAUUGGACAUUACAUGGAUCAGAAAAGGUUAAAACAAGGACUUUACCGCCAUCCAUGGGAUGAUAUUUCUUAUGUAUUACCUGAACAAUAUAAUUAAAUUAUUAUGCAUAUUAUAUAUGUGUGUGUAUAUAUAUAUAUAUAUAUAUAUAUAUAUAUAUAUAUAUAAUAUAACGCUUAAUGGCUCUCGUUAUUAAUCACUAAGUUCGAAAACUGUUUUAAAAGAAAUAUGCGAAAAGCAUUAAUUGCUAAUUGAAAUUGAUUUCAAUUAAUAAUUAUAAUUAAUAUACUAUGCGAAAUUGGAACUAUAAAUCACAUUAUGCACUAAAAAUACUACUGUAUCCUUAUUAAAAAAAAUGUUAAUUUUUAAUUUUAGCUAUUGUGACAAAAGCAGUCAAUCAUAAUCAGAAAAAAUUUUAAGAUGCACAUUGUAAAAAGACAUUAAACGAUGUAAUUACAUAUAUAAUUAUAGGUUUAUAAUUUUAUGUAAACGAACAAAUUUUUAAAUAUGUUUAUGAAAUACAUUCCAUGUGCAUUUUUAUUUGAAUAGACAUUAGACGGUGAAAUUAGAUAAUUUAGAGUAUUCAAUGAUUUAUUCUAAUUAGGUAAUAUGAUUUUAACUGUAACUAUAUUGUAAGUAAAAACAUUAUAAUUGCUUAUUAUUAUGUAACUUAUUAUAUAUUACUAACCAUAUGUGCACAAUUCUAAUUAUAUGAAUUCUGAAGAAAAUAGUAAAUAUAUAUUUAUGAAUGCUA